AUCUUUUCUCUCUCAUCCUCUCACUCUCUUUCUCUCUCUCUCUUCUGUUAUUCUUCCUUCCAUCGUUCCAAAUCCACCAACGCUAUUCCGAUCGAUCGCUGCCUCUCCUUCUUCCUCCGAUCUGCUGUUGUUUCCCUAAUUUCUGCUCCCGAUUUCGAUCUUUGCUUCGCCUUCUUGGAGCCGGCGAGAGUUGGAAUCCAUGGGGCGUCGAGUCUGCUCCAUUUCCGGAUCGGCUUAACUCGUUGACGUCACUCGUCCGCCGCCGCGGCAGUGGCGGCGGUGGAGAAACAAAGGAAAUCAGCUCGAUGGCGGAAGGGGAAGACCAGCAGCAGCGGCAGGAGGGCGGUUGCGAUCCCGUGAAGAAGCCGGGGCCGGUCUCCAUGGACCACGUCCUUCUCGCGCUGCACGAGACCCGGGAGGAGAGGGAGGUCCGGAUCCGGAGCCUCUUCAACUUCUUCGACGCCGCCGGCCUCGGCUACCUCGACUACGCCGAGAUUGAGUCUGGUCUCUCCGCCCUUCGCAUCCCCGCCGAGUACAAGUACGCCAGGGAUCUCCUCAAGGUGUGCGACGCCAACCGAGAUGGCCGCGUCGAUUACCACGAGUUCCGGCGCUACAUGGACGGCAAGGAGCUCGAGCUAUACCGCAUCUUCCAGGCUAUCGACGUCGAGCAUAACGGUUGCAUCUUGCCGGAGGAGCUCUGGGACGCACUCAUCAAGGCAGGAAUUGAGAUCGACGACGACGAACUUGCUCGUUUUGUGGAGCACGUCGAUAAGGACAACAAUGGCAUUAUAACUUUCGAGGAAUGGAGAGACUUUCUUCUACUUUACCCUCAUGAAGCAACCAUUGAGAACAUUUACCAGUACUGGGAGAGAGUAUGCCUUGUGGAUAUAGGUGAACAGGCUGCCAUUCCUGAAGGAAUAAGCAAGCAUGUAAGCGCGAGCAAAUACUUAAUCGCAGGCGCCGUAGCUGGUGCAACUUCUCGGACAGCCACUGCUCCACUCGAUCGCCUAAAAGUCGCUUUGCAAGUGCAGACGACGGAAGCACGAAUAAUGCCGGCUAUAAAGAACAUAUGGCGAGAGGGUUCCUUGAGCUUCUUCAGGGGCAAUGGCUUGAACGUGGUGAAGGUUGCACCUGAAAGCGCCAUAAAGUUCUACACAUUUGAACUGCUCAAAGAUAUCAUUGUCAAAGCUAAAGGAGAAGAGAAGAGUGAUAUUGGUGCAGCCGACCGCCUAGUGGCCGGCGGUUUAGCCGGUGCAGUGGCACAAGCCGCUAUCUACCCCAUGGAUCUUGUUAAAACACGACUGCAAACUUAUUCUGGCGAAGGCAGAGUUCCAAAUCUCGCAAACCUGACAAAAGACAUCUGGGUUCAUGAAGGGCCUCGAGCUUUUUACAGAGGGAUCGUACCUUCACUUCUCGGGAUCAUCCCUUAUGCAGGUAUCGAUCUCGCUGCAUACGAGACCUUGAAGGAGAUGUCCAGAGCAUACGUCCUCAAGGACAGCGAACCUGGCCCACUUAUGCAACUGGGCUGUGGAACCAUUUCCGGAGCUCUUGGAGCAACCUGCGUUUACCCUCUGCAAGUUAUCAGAACGAGAAUGCAGGCCCAGCGAGCCAAUGCAUCGACCUCGUACAAGGGGAUGUCCGGCGUGUUCCGGGAAACACUUCGACUCGAAGGGGUUUUAGGGUUCUACAAGGGGAUUCUGCCCAACCUUCUCAAAGUCGUGCCAUCUGCUAGUAUAACUUAUCUAGUCUAUGAGACUAUGAAGAAGAGUCUUUCUCUGGAUUAGAGAAAGCUUGAUUUUUGUUUCCCUUCGUUUCCAUGAUGAGGAAGAAGAGAAGAUUGCAGAUUGCAGCGUUGAAACGAUUGUUUCAAUGAAAUUACAAUGAUUGAUUUUUAAUCUCAAAUAAUAAUUCUAGCGAUAAUAUUUUCGUUAA
Molecule: messenger RNA, 1932 nt
Organism: Zingiber officinale
Lineage: Eukaryota; Viridiplantae; Streptophyta; Magnoliopsida; Zingiberales; Zingiberaceae
Product: calcium-dependent mitochondrial ATP-magnesium/phosphate carrier protein 2-like
Exons: 4
Coding region: 306-1784 (492 amino acids)
Biological process (GO): transmembrane transport
Molecular function (GO): ATP transmembrane transporter activity; calcium ion binding
Source: RefSeq, a predicted model, not a curated record